Messenger RNA from Ectocarpus sp. CCAP 1310/34, 2062 nucleotides. NCBI's taxonomy places the organism in Eukaryota, Phaeophyceae, Ectocarpales, Ectocarpaceae. The record is from the annotation of a GenBank genome assembly.
AUGCUCCUUGACAACGGGUUCGGCUCGAACAUCCUAAUCCGAAGAUAGAAACCGGACCAUCCUCCAACCGGACUCGCCACUGGUGCAUCACAUCAUAACCCUGACGCUUCCCACACACUUGUUCAAACUGACGAGACGAGCGCACUCGCUCCGGAUUGUUUGGUGUUGGUUGGUUCCCCAGGGGUGGAACCGCGACCUGUGCCGGUGUGGGUGCUCGGAAACGUAUUUUUUCUUGUUCACGAUGUACAGUAGUCCUCGGGCAGACCCCUCCAGGCUGUGCAGGGUGUCUCCAUCCUCUGGGAAAAUGACAUGUCGAAUGUGGUGUCCGUCCGAUUCCACUUGGAUUGUGCCGACGCUCGCUUUUUGGAUGCUGUCGCGCAGAUCUAGAAUGACAGCAAAGGCAAUGCAGGGCACAGGCGCCCUACACGCGCAGAUGCAGGAAGAGAAGAUUGGGCUUCUUCGUAAGGUAGCGCCUGUGCACUCGGGGCCACUGAGAAGGCGCACGCGAUUCCUCAAAGCUUUGCAUUACUUCGAGAUACGCUCGUCGGUGCUACUCCUCUACAAAUCACGAAGCAAACGUGCCAACCCAGGGUUUCUAGAGUCACUGUUCUCCAAGUCGGGAGAUGAGGACUCCAUAGACUCGGAGAUCAUCCAGGCUGCGUCUAGCCAGGGGCAGUGGGAUGCCGCCUUUGAUUUGUCUGGCGCGAAAGUGACAGCGCUCUCGGCCGACGAGAAGGGAGGGAAUAGUUUCCCCUUCAGAAUUUCUUUUGAGGGGAUAUUCGUCCUGAGCGUAAGCGUUAUCGAUGCAUGCGACAAGGAUUCGCCACAACGCAGCCUGUACCUGACGGCGGCAUCUGCCGAAUCGAGGUGGUCCGAGUGGCUCCAUCACUGCACGCGGGCUGCGAGAAGUCUCUCCAGGGCAGACUUUGAGCCACUCAAGACAGUUGGCAAGGGGCAGUGGGGGAAGGUUUUUCUCGUUCGGAAGACAUCGGGGCCAGUGGCAGGACGAGCUGCCGCGGACCCGGGCCUAGUUUCCGGGACGGACAACGUGGAGCUUCUGGCGCUGAAGGAGGUCCAGCUCGGAUCAAACACAAACAUCAACCACGUCCAGAAUGAGCGCCUCAUUAUGCAGGCGGUUCCGCCCCACCAGUUUGUCGUGGGCAUGCUGUACGCAUUCCGUACGCCCAGGUUCCUGUACUACGCACUCGACUUCAUGAACGGCGGCGAUCUGUUCCGCCACUGGAGGAAGCACCGUAACAGACGCACAGAGAUGGCUCCCUUUUACGCUUCAGAGGUGCUUCUGGCUCUGGAGCACCUUCACAAGCACUGCGUCAUUUACCGGGAUCUCAAGCCCGAGAAUGUGCUCUUGGACUCGCAGGGACACAUUCGACUGGCUGACCUGGGAUUGGCGAAGGUCCUCAAGAGCAAAGUGGAUAGAACAAGCAGCUUCUGUGGGACGGAGGCUUACCUCGCGCCGGAGAUGAUUCUGCGGCUACCGUACGGCUCCUCAGUGGAUUUCUGGCAGUAUGGGUGCUUCGUGUAUGAGCUGUACGCCGGACGAUCACCGUUCUGGCUGCCUCGCAAGCCUAGAAAGUUCAUUCGGGAAAACAUUCUGAAUGGCGUCUUCGCUUACCCAUCGGUUGUGCCGGAGGCAGCUAAGGACAUCACCGGGGCCUUGCUGCAGAUGGGACCGCUGUUGGACGUUUACCACCAGGUGACGGAGGCCCGACGACUUGGAUGUGGGAAAGACUUCGCAGCUUGGGACGAUGUCAAAAGCAAUGGGUUCUUCGCAAAUACGGACUGGGAAGCGUUGGCCCUCAAGAAGACCACACCGCCAGUCUUGCCAGCAGAUCCGGGAAAGGACAUGGUGAACAACUUCGACGACGACUUCACCAACCAACCGGUGUUCUGGGGCAACGACGUGGACGCGAACGGAGCAAGCCCAGUGUUCUACGAAGGAGAAUUGGAAGGAUUUUCGUUCAUCAGGGACAACUUCAACGAGGUCGAGAGGAACGAGGACAAGCAGCUUGCAUAGUUAGAAGCCAGCCCGGCACCGGUAUAA